Dibothriocephalus latus is the source of this 2133-nucleotide messenger RNA. The record is from the annotation of a GenBank genome assembly. Lineage: Eukaryota; Metazoa; Platyhelminthes; Cestoda; Diphyllobothriidea; Diphyllobothriidae.
AUGCCUGGGGAGAGGGUUGAUAUGAAGCUCAACGUUCCAAUUGACGGGGGCUCAGGUACUUCCGAUGUCGAAAACUCGUGUCUUGUGCGUCUUGUUGAUACCUCCUUGAAGAACUUUGAGAAAUUCAAAGAAUCCGUGAUCGACUUAAACAAGUAUGCAGAUGAACUUCAGAAUAAACGUCAUUCUCACUACAGCGACUACUUUCUUGAUAGUACAAAGGCGGCUUUCAAUGCAAUCGGUCUAUCCUACCUUCAUACGAGUCCAGUGAAGAAGUCCAUUGAGAGACGUAUCGUUUGUCCUAUGUUUGGUGGACCCAUUUACAGACGGUUAGCAAUCUCCAACGCAGUAGCGCGUAAAGGAGGUGCUGAAGGACCGGUUAAUGCGUCACCUCCAGAGUCGGUUGAUGCUGUGUCGAAGCCGCGGCUUCGUGAAUUCUUCCCAGAGGUUUGGCUCUUUGACCACGUGAAACUCAACCAAGCUGGGCAAUAUGCAACACAGUUAACUGCGCCGGACAGCAUCACUAGUUGGGAGUUCACAGCCCUCUGCUUCACCAAAGAUCUCGGACUCUGGAUGCCACCCAGACUGGAGCCCGAGGCAAUCACCGUCUCACUGCCCUUCUACGUCGAAUUCACACCCCCAGUGAAGGCCAAGCGACAAGAGGUCUUGCACUUGCCUGUCAGUGUCUUCAUGCUGUCGACCAAUGGAGGUGCAGAUGAAAAGACUUGUUACGAGGUUCUCGUGUCAGUGUCUGUGGACCCCAAGGACUGGCAGUUGAUUGGCACUUCCGAAUUCAGCACUUGCCUGUGUCAGAGUGAUCCAAAGACCACAUUCACACUGGCUCUCAAACCGCAGAAGCUGGGGCGACUGAAUGUGACAGCAGAGGCCGUGGCGAAGUCGGAAUCAGCCAUGUGCAGCAAAGGACCUGUGUCCAGCCAACAGAAAGCCUCCGUGACAGAUGCUGUUCGACGUUCAGUUCUCAUCGUACCCGAGGGCGUGGAAGCUGAGACGAAUGUGGGUGGAGUGCUGUGCCUUUCCGAUGGCGGAAUGCCGUUGACGGACGUAAUGCAGUUGGACCUGCCUGAUCGCAUAGUGGAGGGUUCACUGCGCAGCUAUGUCUCCGUGAGCGGCAAUGUGCUCGGUAAGGCCCUGAAGAAUCUGGAUAAUCUGGUUCGCCUACCAACGGGCUGUGGUGAGCAGAAUAUGGUGAAGGUGGCACCGAGCGUAUACGUGCUGAAGUAUUUGGUUGCAGCGACAGACCUGCAUGAGGCCGAAACCAAGAAGUUGGCACAGACUGCAAUCAACUACAUUGGCAGCGGCUACACAAACCAGCUCAACUAUCGUCAUGAUAAUGGCUCGUUCUCAACUUUCGGACAGUCGCACGGCAUCGGCAGUACCUGGUUAACAGCCUUCGUAUUCGGGGUUUUCAGCGAGGCUGAACGGUUGCUACAGGCGAAGGCGCUAGACAAGUUGCGAACUACCAACACUGAUUUCUAUCCCACAAUCUCAACGGCCUUCGACUUUCUGAGUGCAGUACAACGUGAAGACGGCUGUUUUGCGGAGUAUGGGCGAGUGUUUCAGUCAGACCUGCACGUCGCAGACAGUUCUCCAAAGGCGAAACUCCUGAAGGAUCUCCUGCUAACUUCCUAUGUCCUUUCAGCACUGGUUGACGCGCCUGUGGCCCUGAAAGAAAGCAAAUUUAAAUCGUAUUCUACUACCAUGGAGUUGGCCAAUAGAUGUCUAUUGGACACAAUGGAGGCGUAUAAUGUCACCGAAAUUCCCCAACGAGCUCUUGCCAAAGUGGCCUAUGCACUCAGACGUCUUCCCGCUCUCCGAAAAUCGAUUGAACAGCAGGAGCUUGUUUACAGAGAGUUAGCGAACAGGGCAUCUGAAAAGAAGUCCCGAAGCGGAGCUUUGCGCUGGUGGAACGAUGAGAAUACAGCUUAUCCCGCCUCGGAGGUCGAGACGACGGCCUACGCGUACCUCGCUCUGGCGGAGUCUCAGCCUAUCACCCAAUUGCUGCCCACUAUCCGCUGGCUGUCUACACAACAGAAUGAGCAGGGUGGAUUCUACUCCACACAGGACACUGUUGUGGCUCUACGGGCAUUGGCACAUGCGGCUGGUCAGUUACAUCUU